AUGGAGAAAGCGCUGAAGAUGGACGGGCAGUUUUUCGAGGGUCGCACGAUUAAGGUCAAGCGCGCGACCGCUCAGAAUCACAAUAAAAAAGAUGAUAAGAACGUCGACAAGCAUGCAGCACGGCAGAGGAAGGAUCAGCUUACUGUGUUUAUUGGUGGUCUUCCGUUUGGCACUGAUCUAGUCGCUCUCAAGAAGGAUUUCGAGGAGUGCGGUGAGGUUGAGUCCAUCCGCACUUUGAAUGACGACGCUGGCAAGUUCAAGGGCACAGCGUUUGUCGUGUACAAGUCGAGUGAAGCAGUCACGAAAGCCCUUGAGUGGCAUGGGGCCGACUACGGAGGGCGCAAAAUCAUAGUGCGCAGAGCCGGCGAGGGCGUCAAAGGGGAUGGCAAGGGGAAAGGCGCUGGUUGGAACACCGACCACGACCGCACCGUCUUCGUGGGCUCACUGUCCCAGGAGCUGGGGGCGGAGCAGCUGGAGAGUCGGACUUCGCAGAGUGCGGCCCCAUCGACAAGGUCAGGAUUGUCAAGGACAGCUCGGGCCAGUCCAAGGGUGCUGCCUUCAUCGUCUUCAAGUCGGCCAGCGGCGCGAAGCGAGCGCUGGAGUGGGACGGCGAGUACUAUGGAGACCGCAAGGUCAAGGUGUCGAUGGCGCAGGUCAAGGAUAAGGGCGACGGCAAGGGCAAGUCAUAGGUCCUGCGCCUGUGCGGCACGGACGUCUUUGGCCCACGUGGCAGCUGCAGAGAGCGGGGGUCGGAGGUCGCGUCGCGUUCACUCCGCGUGCGCUCCCGCCUGGACGCCAGAGCCUCUGCCCCGCGCAGCGCCGCGGCGGAGCGCGGCCACGGCUGCGGCUGCGGGUCGCAGUGCACUGGCGGAAGGAUUCGCCUGCAGCGCCGCUGGAGAAGCAAGAGGACCGCGCAGAGCUCCCAGUGCCCAAGUUCAGAGCCAGUGUAAGCAGAAGUCUGGUCUCGCUCGCUGCCGCUGCACUGCGCACGGCAUCCAGCUGCGAACGGAUCCACGAGGCAUUUGCGUUUCGGAUUGUCCUCGGUGA
This is a messenger RNA of Prorocentrum cordatum, 1047 nucleotides long. Lineage: Eukaryota; Dinophyceae; Prorocentrales; Prorocentraceae. The record is from the annotation of a GenBank genome assembly.